AUGUCAACUCUGAUCGCAGUUACAACAGAAUUAGAUGAACGAGAACGAGAACCCCUUCUUCACAAUCCUUGUUCGCUUUCCAAUGAAGAAGAUACCGCCGCACCUUCAACCUCAUCCUCCGACGCACCACCACAGCCAACUCAACGCCUCCUUUCUCUCGACGUUUUUCGUGGCCUUACCGUCGCAAAAGUAUCGAGCAAACCAACAGCUGCAAAGAAAGUCAUACUGAGGACUAUCAAACUAUUUCUUCUGGGGUUGCUGUUGCAAGGCGGGUAUUUCCAUGGACGCCACGAUUUAAGUUACGGAGUUGAUGUGAGCAAGAUACGCUGGAUGGGUGUGCUACAGAGGAUAUCCAUUGGAUAUCUCUUCGCUGCAAUGUCAGAGAUCUGGCUUGUGGACGGUAUUGCAGUCGACUCAUCUAUGGCUUUUGUGAAGAAAUACUACAUUCAAUGGAUGGUUGCUUUCUUCUUUUGCACAUUUUACAUGUGCUUGCUGUAUGGCCUUUAUGUUCCAGACUGGGAAUUUGAAGUUCCAAAUACAGAUCUGUUUGGAUACAAACUUGAUACUAAAAUUGUGAAUUGUGGAGUGAAGGGCAGUCUUGAGCCUCCUUGUAAUGCUGUUGGCUUGAUUGAUCGAUUUAUUCUCGGUGAACAUCAUCUAUAUCAGCGUCCUGUGUAUAGGAGAACAAAGCAAUGUAGCGUUAAUUCUCCUGACUAUGGAACUCUUCCACCAAAUUCACCUGGGUGGUGCCUUGCUCCAUUUGACCCAGAGGGCAUCUUGAGCUCUUUGAUGGCUGCUAUUACAUGUUUUCUUGGAUUGCAGUUUGGUCAUAUACUUGUUCAUUUUAAGGUUGAUGUCAAACAUGUUAGAAAGCCCACGAUGAUACUUCAGUGGAUGGGAAUGAAUGCACUCAUCAUUUAUGCAUUGGCUGCUUGUGACCUUUUCCCAGCAGCCAUUCAAGGUUUCUAUUGGGGUUCACCUGAAAACAACCUGGUUGAUGGCACAGAAUGGUUGUUCCAAGCUAUGUUCCAUUCAAAGAAGUGGGGCACCCUAGUUUUUGUAAUUGUGGAGAUUUUAUUCUGGAGUCUUGUCGCUGGUUUCCUCCACUUGAAAGGCAUAUAUCAGAGAAUUAACGUUGCUACAAAAGUUACAGGAGUGCACAUGGCCCUCGCCCCUCGGCACCUAACCAAGGGGAAAAAAAAAAGCAUGGCAACUGAGAAAGCAAAUGUUGAGGUUUCGGACACCAACAACGACAACCACCAGAAUACCUCAACGCAAACCUCAGUUAACAGCGAGACACCGUCAUCAGCUGUACCACGCUUUGGAAAAGCACUUGCACACAGAGCACUUUAUGGUUCUGGCAGCCGCCACGGUGGAAGCAGAAAGGCCAGGACCAACGAUGCGAAAACAUCACCAAGCAGGCUAAGCAAGGUUUCACUAGCUGAUCACAGAGAAAAUAGGGAAUGA
This is a messenger RNA of Dovyalis caffra, 1467 nucleotides long. NCBI's taxonomy places the organism in Eukaryota, Viridiplantae, Streptophyta, Magnoliopsida, Malpighiales, Salicaceae. The record is from the annotation of a GenBank genome assembly.